GUCACAUCGCAUGGUUCGCAGAGAUGCUGACAGAGAUCGUCAUCCUCGCUACGGGAACCGCCUUCGAUAUCCAUUUCUCCAUCUUCGUCACAUGCUUGUCGACGUCAAACUGGACCGUCCUACCUCUAUAUACACUUUUCUGUGAAACCACCGGACUUUCGCGACCCUCUUCUCUCGAAUCCGCUGAAAUGGAAGGGGAUAAACCGUUCAGCGCAGUACAGCCGCACGCCGGAGGUGGCAUCGUAGUGUGUGCGAGUGGGCCGGAGAGUCUGGUCGUUGAAACGAGGAAUGCGGUCGCGAGGUUGGGUGUUGGGAACGCUUUGAAGUUGGGUGGGGUUGUCGUGCAUGUAGAGAGCUUUGCGCUGUAAAUUGGGACCCAGGUUUGUAUGUAUGAAGAUG
Messenger RNA from Pisolithus orientalis, 399 nucleotides. RefSeq lists its product as uncharacterized. Lineage: Eukaryota; Fungi; Basidiomycota; Agaricomycetes; Boletales; Pisolithaceae. The record is from RefSeq and is a predicted model, not a curated record. The coding region runs from base 24 to 368 and encodes 114 amino acids. The transcript is spliced from 2 exons.